CAAGACAAUUGACGGCUCGAGGGGAAUUUGGGCGCAGGUAUCAGCAUACCUGCGAGUUCUCCCGCCGAAAAGGCCUCUCACGCGCCAGCCCCUUCGCGCGCCCCGCCGCCCAAUCAUGGCGUACGGCAGGAGGGCUACCCGUGACAGUGCGCCAGAGCUUGCCUGGCAUAGGAGAGCCAGAGCAGACCGCAGCAAGACCAUGGCCCUGCUGCAACUUGUCGCCGCCACAGAGUUCUUCGCAGGCCACCACAGUGCCAGUGACAUGUCGUGGAGCCGGCGAGGACAGCGUGACCGAAGCAGGCAGCCAUCGAGACCCCGCAGCAAAAGUCGAUAACGGCAAGAUAAACAGCAUCCAUCAGUGAAAUGUAUGUGGGAAUGUCCAGCCUGCAACCAGGCCAACAAGUGGGAGGCCAAGCGAUGUUCGAAGUGUCACCCGAGCCUCCCAGUCAAGUAUCACAAGCAGCUCGCAUGUCAUAUGCAGUGACAAGCAGAAAGUCCCGCCGUGGCAAAAUCUGAACAGCAAGGGUAGAGCAAAGCUGGCUGUCGAGGGCGACGAUCAGAUCAUGAAUAUCUCGUCCUGCACACUCGAACAAGCAGUCGCACAUCGCAGAUGGCAAGACCCCCUUGAGGACACGCAGGAGCUCGGUGAUUGCUGCAAGGCCCUGGGAGCGAAGCUGUAGAGAUUCGAGCGCCAGAUCCAGUGUUCGCAAGAACUCAAGUUGGACACCCAUCAGGUUGAGGGGCUGCGGCAUGAAUAUAGCGUGGUCUUGCAUCAGCUCACGUUAUCGAGGACAGCCUCUGCCCACGCAGCCAAGCAGCUCAGCCUCAUGAGUCGUACCUCGCGAGUUGCCGCAGCCAGGUUGAGAUCUUACAUGAAGAGCUCGCACAUGCAGAAACACUGCUAGAGCAUUUCCAGGAUUUAGAGGAGACGGAUAAGGAGGAGCGCAGGAUGACGGACAAGCAUGCCCAGCGCACGAACGGAGGGCAUCCCAAAGUUUCUGAAUGCAUGGAUGAUGAUGAAGCAGAUAAUGAGUCGGAGGAUGAAGCGCCACUCGCAGCAGAUGGUGCUUUCAGGCCGCAGAGAGCCUGUCCUGCGGCGCGCGGCAAGCUCAAGAGCAACGCCGACACGCCCGAGCCCAUGCACCAUGCACCGCGUGGAGCUAUGCCGAUGUCGCCCACGGGCCCAGCGGGCGCGGGAACAGAAAUCACCGCGCCGGGGUUCCUCACGCCCACGCAGCAUGCGCAGUCCCAGCUCCUCUCGCAUACCCUGGAUUUCAAGAGCGCCAUGGCUGACAUUCUGAAGCACAAUCCCGAUGUGAGCCCGCGCGGACAGUAGGACAAUAACCAAUUGCAGCAGCAGGUCCUCGACAUCAAGAUCAAGCCAGACAGGCCCCCGCCAUCGCCGUCGUGGAUCAGAACAGCAGGCCGUCACCGCAUGGAUGCGGCCUUCGCGCAGGCAGCGGCAGCGAUGCCCCAGUCAGCUCGGUCAGUCUCACCAAGGCGCCAGACUGGACAGGCCCCGCCACGGCAGACAAAGAUCAGCAGCGACAAGGCGGCGGGCUCGCAACGUGAGCGGCCAGACGAAGAGACAAUCAACCUCGCGGCAGGGGGCGCGGAAGAGGAGGGCCCCCCAUGGAGUUGCCAAAGUUCCGGCCCGCCCAACGGCUGCAUCAGCAGCGCCUGCGGCGUCGACAGCUGCAUCGCCAUCUGAGACCCGGCCGCCGCAUCGCUUUGCCCCCUCCCAACGCGCCGACAUGACCCCGCCCCAGCUGGGCGAGGUGUCAAAUUCGCCCGCGUUGCCUCAGAUCCACGCCCCUCCCCGCCUCCUCCCUCGCCUGUCUAUGCUGCCUCCGACUCCAGCAAACGCCGCGCGGGAUCGGCCUGCGCGCGAGCGUGGGGCGCAUGCACGCACGAACUACAUCUACCAGCCUCAGGAAGCACUCAGGAGCCAUUGGAAUGCUCAUUGCCCA
Prorocentrum cordatum is the source of this 1970-nucleotide messenger RNA. Lineage: Eukaryota; Dinophyceae; Prorocentrales; Prorocentraceae. The record is from the annotation of a GenBank genome assembly.